GUUUUUUUUAUUACACCGCCUCGGCUCUAUUCAAUAAGGGCGCACACAAAAAGGCGAGCAUCAAAAGGGCGACCUCAAUUGGGCGUGGCGAAUAAAGGCCCGCGUAAAUAAAGGCGAGCUUCAAAAGGGCGACCACAAUUCAGCGCGGUGAACAAAGGCGUUCGUAGAUAAUUUAGUUCAAAUGGCUCUGGAAUAUGUGAAGAGCAACAAAGGUGCAGAUCUACUUGUAUUCGAAGGCAACACAUUCAGAAAGGAGAAAACUAUCAACGGGAAACACAUCUGGAAAUGCACUGAAUAUAGGACUGGAAAAUGUUCGUCUCGCUGUCAUACCAAAAAUGGCUUACUCGUCAAGAGACCAUCUACGCACAACCAUGUUCCAGAUGUGGCGAAGAUCGAAACAAGGAAAGCAAUAAUGGACAUCAAACAACGAGCAACUUCUUCUACUGACGGACCGCAGGAACUCGUGGCUACAGCAACCCAAGGUCUGUCAUCAGCGGUCGUUAGACAACUUCCAGUUUUUCGUCACCUUAAACAAACUGUCCGUCGCGUUCGGCGUGUCAACGAGGCACCAAUGUCAAAUCCAACUAGUCUGGACGACUUGACUACACCUGUUGAAUAUUCUACGACUACUGGAGAUCUUUUGUUGUAUCCUGCCAACAUAAAGAUGACUGCAGGUUCAAUUGUGGCACCACAAAUCAUCCCUUUAAGAGUCCCCAUCCCUGGGAUGGCAAAAAGUCAGAUUGACAGCAAUACACCAAUUGAAAUAAAAUCAGAUACGCCAGAUGUCAAUAUCUACUACACUUUGGAUGGCACUAAACCCGAGGCAGCAAAGAGACCAGGAUAUGGAGAAAAUAGCACUGUGAAAUACCAGAACCCAAUUACACUGCCCGAUGGAAAAGUAAUAGUUAAGGCCAUGGCUGUCACCAGUGACGGCAGGGAAAGUGCAGUUGUCACCAAGUGCUUUCUUGUGGUGUAUGUGAAACCUGAACCCCUUUCUCUUGAAGAUGAUGAAGAAAACUUCCUCAAGGAUUAUGCAAAACAGAUUCAGGACUGCCAAGAAAAUCUUGAUGCCAGUGGACGGCAGAGAAAGAUGAACAGGGGAAUAGAAAUGGCUUGGAAUGAGACAACGCGGAAAUAUCAAGGCACGUGA
This is a messenger RNA of Erpetoichthys calabaricus (reedfish), 1150 nucleotides long. RefSeq lists its product as uncharacterized. The coding region runs from base 182 to 1150 and encodes 322 amino acids. Lineage: Eukaryota; Metazoa; Chordata; Cladistia; Polypteriformes; Polypteridae. The transcript has 5 exons. The record is from RefSeq and is a predicted model, not a curated record. Gene Ontology annotation, biological process: eye photoreceptor cell development.